This is a messenger RNA of Penicillium bovifimosum, 1353 nucleotides long. RefSeq names its product nicotinate phosphoribosyltransferase. Gene Ontology annotation, molecular function: nicotinate phosphoribosyltransferase activity. Bases 1 to 1353 code for a protein of 450 amino acids. The transcript has 5 exons. Gene Ontology annotation, biological process: NAD+ biosynthetic process. The record is from RefSeq and is a predicted model, not a curated record. Lineage: Eukaryota; Fungi; Ascomycota; Eurotiomycetes; Eurotiales; Aspergillaceae.
AUGGAUCCAGACGUUCCCUUGCCACAGGGCGUCACAUCCCUUCUUGAUACAGAUCUGUACAAGCUGACGAUGCAAUGUGCUGUCCUGAAGUACUUCCCAGAUGUUCACGUGACCUACGGCUUCACGAAUCGGACCCCGCACAUGAAACUUCGUCGCAGCGCAUACAAAUGGCUUCUCGAGCAGAUGGAGUUACUGGCUGCGAUCCGCGUCACCGACGAAGAACGAGAAUGGCUCCGUCAAAAAUGCCCUUACCUCCCCGACGCGUAUCUCAAAUUCCUAGAAACCUUCCGCCUCAAACCAGCUGAGCACAUCAAGAUCAAGUUCACCCCGGUACAUGAUACAGGCAGUGACGACGAUGAAGGAGACAUUGAGUACAUGGUUGAAGGUCUCUGGCUCGAGACAAUCCUGUACGAAAUCCCACUGCUGGCCUUGACUAGCCAGGCGUACUUCAUGUUCAGUGAUAGGGACUGGGACUACCAUUGCCAGGAAGAUAAGGCUUACCGCAAGGGCUGCACUUUGCUUCAGAAUGGAUGUGUGUUUUCUGAGUUCGGCUCGCGCCGGCGUCGUGACUACCAUACCCAGGACCUUGUUAUGAAGGGUCUUUGCCGUGCUGCGGAGGAAGGCAAGAAGCAGGGCUGGCCGGGCGUGCUGACUGGAACUAGCAAUGUGCAUUUUGCUAUGAAGUACAAUCUGAGUGCUGUUGGAACUGUGGCGCACGAAUGGUACAUGACCAUCGCGGCCAUCACAGAUGACUACGAGAAUGCCAAUGAGCUGGCAUUGAGUUACUGGCUCGGCUGUUUUGGAGAGGGGGUCCUCGGAAUUGCCCUCACAGACACUUUCGGUACACCGGCUUUCUUGGAUGCAUUCAAGAAGCCCAUCUCAGCACCAGGUUCAACGACUGAUGGUAUGUCAUUGACCAUGACCUAUGCUCAGUGCUACGCCGGUGUCCGCCAAGACUCUGGAGACCCAGCAUACUUUGUCAAGAUGAUCCGUGACUUCUAUGAUAGCCAAGGUAUCGCCGAGAAGAAGACGGUGGUGUUCUCCGAUUCUUUAAACAUUGAGAAUUGUCUUGAGUAUAAGACCAUUGCGGAAGAGGCAGGCUUCAAUCCUACAUUUGGAGUUGGCACAUUCUUUACCAACGAUUACAUCAACAAUUCAACCGGAGAGAAGUCCAAGCCCCUGAAUAUCGUUAUCAAGAUUGCGACUGCAAACGGCAGUCCCGCCGUCAAGCUCAGCGACAACCUGGGAAAAAACACUGGCGACCACGCCAAGGUCCAGGAAGUGAAAAAGAAGCUCGGCUAUGUUGAGCAUACCUGGGAAGAGGGUGAUGAGAGCCACCGCUGGACGAAAUAG